AUGAGUACGAAUAAUGUGGAAGAGAAAAAAAAUGAGGAAUUAUAUAAUUUGCUGAACAUACUUGAAGAAGAAUUUAAUUUGAGUAAGAUAGAAAAUAAAAAUAAUAAUAAGAAUGAUGAUGGUGAUGAUGAUGAUGUUAAUAAAAGAGAAGAUAAUAAUAAUAAUGAAUAUUACAAAAAAUUAAAAGAUGAGAAAGGUUUAGAUGUACUUAUAAAUGAAUAUACAACAUCCUUAAAGAUAAGUAAGAAAUAUAAUAUUGAUCAUAAUAAAGUAAUGGGUAUGAUUAAAAAACUUGAAACAUUAUAUUAUAUUAUUAAUCUUAUUAAAUCUUUUAAUACAUAUCAUUUGAGUGACGAAGGUAAACAAUAUUUAAAAGAAGGUUCUCCUGAAUUUAUUGUUAUAAAAUAUGUAAUUCAAAAUAAUAAAUGUACAUUAGAAGAUUUAAAAAAAAACCUUGGAAAAAUAGGAGAUAUAGGUCUAAAUACAAAUUUAAAAAAUCGUACGAUACAAUUAAAUAAAGCUGAUAAAUGUUUAACAUGUAAUUGUAAUUUACAUGAUAUACAAGACUUUACUCAAAUAUAUUUGGAUAUAAUAAAUCAAUAUGGUCAUGAUGAAGAACUAUUAUUUGCCCAUUUAAAAAAUAAAAAUCAUACGAAGAACGCAUUAAAUAAUAAUGAAAUGAAAAAUUCUUGUAAAGAUAAUAAUAUUAUUAACAAUUUAAUACAAGAUUUAAAAAAAAGGAAAUUAUUAGAAAUAAAAAAAAAUUCAUAUAGUCAUGUAAUUAAAACGAGCAUUUUUAAAAAAGAUAUUAAAAAACAAAUUACAGAUAUAAAUUAUCUAUUAUUAAAAAAUGAAGAAUAUAAAAAAUAUGAUAUAAAAAAAUAUAAUUUUUUUUCGAGUGGGAAGAAAAUCAACAAGGGAAAUAUUCAUCUUUUAACAAAACAAAUGAGAACAUUUAAAGAAAUAUUUUUUUCUUUAGGAUUUGAAGAAAUGGAAACUCAUAAUUAUGUAGAAUCAUCUUUUUGGUGUUUCGAUGCUUUAUAUAUUCCACAACAACAUCCAAGUAGAGAUUUACAAGAUACCUUUUUUAUAAAAGAACCAGAAACUUGUAUAGAUAAAUUUGUAGAUACAGAAUAUAUCGAUAAUAUUAAAAGAGUACAUACACAUGGUGAUUAUGGAAGUUUUGGAUGGAAUUAUAAAUGGAAACUAGAAGAAAGUAAAAAAAAUGUUUUAAGAACUCAUACUACAGCAAAUUCUUGUAGAGCUUUAUUUAAACUAGCCAAAGAAUAUAAAGAAGCAGGAUGUAUAAAACCCAAAAAAUAUUUUAGUAUCGAUCGUGUUUUUAGAAAUGAAAAUUUAGAUAGUACACAUUUAGCUGAAUUUCAUCAAGUAGAAGGACUUAUUAUCGAUAAAAAUAUUGGACUUUCUCAUUUAAUAGGUACAUUAGCAGCAUUUUAUAAACACAUAGGUAUUCACAAGCUAAAAUUUAAACCGACCUUUAAUCCAUAUACUGAACCAUCCAUGGAAAUAUAUGGAUAUCACGAGCAGAGUAAAAAGUGGCUAGAAGUUGGAAAUAGUGGCAUCUUUAGACCAGAAAUGUUAAGAUCCAUGGGAUUCUCCGAAGAAGUAUCCGUAAUAGCCUGGGGACUAAGUCUGGAGAGACCAACAAUGAUUAAAUAUAACAUAAAAAAUAUUAGGGACCUUUUUGGAUACAAAAGUGUUGUAUGA
This is a messenger RNA of Plasmodium falciparum 3D7, 1728 nucleotides long. RefSeq names its product phenylalanine--tRNA ligase alpha subunit (gene cPheRS). The record is from RefSeq and is a predicted model, not a curated record. Gene Ontology annotation, cellular component: cytoplasm. Gene Ontology annotation, molecular function: ATP binding; aminoacyl-tRNA ligase activity; phenylalanine-tRNA ligase activity. Lineage: Eukaryota; Apicomplexa; Aconoidasida; Haemosporida; Plasmodiidae. Gene Ontology annotation, biological process: phenylalanyl-tRNA aminoacylation; tRNA aminoacylation.